This is a messenger RNA of Gracilinanus agilis (Agile Gracile Mouse Opossum), 1429 nucleotides long. RefSeq names its product regulator of G protein signaling 9 binding protein (gene RGS9BP). Gene Ontology annotation, biological process: detection of light stimulus involved in visual perception; G protein-coupled receptor signaling pathway. Lineage: Eukaryota; Metazoa; Chordata; Mammalia; Didelphimorphia; Didelphidae. The coding region runs from base 716 to 1429 and encodes 237 amino acids. The transcript has a single exon. The record is from RefSeq and is a predicted model, not a curated record. Gene Ontology annotation, cellular component: photoreceptor outer segment; neuron projection.
GGACACAUCAGGACUCUUUUCACUACGCCACGCCCGGUCCCACUUUCCUCUAGUCUUCAGGACUGGGAGCUAAGGAAUUCGCAGUCUAGCAAUGUGCAUCUCUCCCCUCCCCUUCCCCCCUCCCCGUCGGCCAGAGCUAAGCCUGGGUGGGGCGGAGGAGACAUGUGACCUGCCCGGCCCCCAGCAGCGCCUCCCACCCCUGACUUGUAGGGCGGGAGAGCCCCGGACUGAGACCGAUUAUCAGACCGUAGGACUAAAGCCGCGGGACCCUGGCGGGGCCAGGGCUCUGCCAGGUGUGGGAAGGAUGGAUGUCUUGGUCCUAUUCUCUUGACUCCACUGAGUGAAGACGAGAAGCGCAAAAAAUAAAAAAAAAAAAAAAAAGGAAAAGCGGAGAGCCUUGGGCCUUGGCUAGGAUGGACAAGGGGUCCAGCAGGAGAUGAGCUCAGCGUGGGGCAGUCCUGGAUGCCACACUGAACUAGUCUUGGCUCCUCUAACCCCGGGCCCCCGCGAGCCAGGCACCUACAUGGAAAGACGAGAGGAACGAUGAAGAAGAGUUCUACUCGGACCACGUCCGAGGGCGGCGGCCGGUGCCUUUGGUUCUCUACCUCUCCAAGCGCCUGAGCGGAAAAGACUGUGUCCAGCGCUGGCUCUUGGCAUUCGAGGAGCCGCGACAACAACGAGGAGGACGAGCAGCAAUUGGUCCCCCCCCGCAGGUAUGGCGAAAGAAGAGUGUAAAGCGCUCCUAGACGCUUUGAACCGGGUGACAGCCUGCUACCGGCACAUGGUCCUUAGCGUGGGCGGCACCGCGGACUCGCAGAACCUACGCGAGGAACUGAAGCAGACGCGACAGAAAGCGCACGAGUUGGCAGUGGCCAACAGGAACAAGCUCACCGCGGCCCUGAAGGACAAGGACGUCAGCAAGGAGGACAAGGCAGAGUACGAGCGCCUCUGGGUGAUUUUCUCUACAUGCCUGGAGAUCCUGGAGACCGACAUGAAGCGGGCCCUAGAGCUAGGGCUGGAGUUCCCCCUGAACAUGCCCAAGAAGCACCUCAUCCAGACUGGCAUGUCCGGAGGCACUACGGGCGUGGCUGCGCGAGCCAUGAGUGUCCAGAACAUAAAGUACGAGGCCGAGCGCAACAUCGAUGAAGUAGAUCUGAAGGACCUGGAGCAGGAGAUCCACAAGGUGGGAGAGAUGAUGUACGAGAUGGAGAUGAAAGUGAACGUGCCUCAGUGGACCGUGGAGGCCAAGCAGGAUCCCGGCGCAGAGCUCAAAUCCACCACCAGUGCAGGAGCUUCCUCUGGGGGGUUCGUCUCCGUAGAAGAACGAAAAAGCGUUUGUGACAUUAGCAAACUUCUGGCUGCGAUUGUUUUCAGUGCUGUGCUCAUCAUAGCUGUUAUCUUGGCCGUGUGCGUGGUGAAAUUGUCCUAA